GAACGUCUGAGGUUACAGUGAUUUUUAUAUAUAUUUUUAUAUAAUACUGCAUCUGCUCAGUGUUUCAAAAUCAGUGAAUGAACGUUGGACAAAGAAUCACCACGAACUAAAACAUUCAAAGAGUCGAACCACGACUGUUGUAAACACAGGAUAUUCGGUUUUAACAGCUGGUGUGCUAAGUAAAUUUUACUAGACAUUUUCAGUAACGUCUGUUUCUCGAAAUUCGCGACACGUAGUAAAAAUUUUCAAGGAGUGUGCACCGAAAGAAGAAAGGAGAAAAAAAAAGACCUAGUGAGAUAUCGUGUACAAUAAAAAAUGUUUCAUAGGAGAACGUUGGUCAUGUUGCAAGGUGUCCUUUGGCUGGCAAUGAUUCAUGUCGCCGCUUAGAACGAGAAGAACGACCGGGAGAUUGAAUCACGACGAGGGAGUAUCGAUGAUCUAUGUUCGCAAAAGCAACUCAAUUCCAUCGGGACGUUUCUAUCGUUGAGGAUUAUUUAAAUCUGUCGGUCGAAGCUGAUUUAUGUUAUUGUCAGGACCAUGCCUCCCAGAUCGAACGCAUCCUCUUCGAGGGACACCCUAAAUACUGUUGCAACCACGGACGAAGGACGUCGGACUGGAAGGUACGUCGCCGGUGGGGCCGUGCUGGCAAUCAUGCUACUUGCUGUGCAUCACGCACUCCUGCGAGAAGCGUCCACCAUAGCCGGUGUCUGCAUACCGGCCAUAAUAAUGGCGUGCUACAUUAUCUGGAUUCUGUAUUCCGCUCACAGGGACAGACGGAAGGCGUUGAGAUUCGCCGCAGCGAUGCAGCUGACAGAAGUAAUCAGCGUGCCAGCCAAGUCCAACGAGGUGAUCUGCAGAAACGGCACAAGCAAGAACGAGCUACGAAAGUCGAACGACUCGAAGCUGGCCUACGACACGAGAAAGUCCUGCGAGAAUCCUGCGUACUCGUCCAAGGACGAAGCUGUGUGAGACCGACUGUGGAGAACAAUCGCAUUCUCCGACUGGACUUUCGUUGGUUUCCUUUACACGACACGACACAAAAGUUCUUCGAGAAAUACUUUUUUUUUUUUUUUCAACUGUGAAUUGUCUGUCUCAUUUGCUUGGUUUGCUACUCGAACGACAAGACGUUUUCUUCGUUGGAUGGUUUUUAUUUUUUAUGUAUAACGUUACAAUUAAAAAUGUAACCGAACAAACAAUUACAACUUUCCCCGAUCAUUUUUUAUUGAUUAUGAAAGAAACAUUUUAUACAAUUAAUAUUAGUGUAAAUAAUUUUUCAAAGCGAAGAAUAUUUUUUAUUCGCCUGUAAUAAACGUUGAUUUAGACACGAGUGAGUUGUUAUUUCAACGAGUAUAGUCUCCGAAUUUUCAUUUUAUAGUCAGUUUCAUUUUAUAUCUCAAUA
This is a messenger RNA of Frieseomelitta varia, 1399 nucleotides long. RefSeq lists its product as uncharacterized. Bases 538 to 969 code for a protein of 143 amino acids. The record is from RefSeq and is a predicted model, not a curated record. Lineage: Eukaryota; Metazoa; Arthropoda; Insecta; Hymenoptera; Apidae. The transcript has 4 exons.